CCCGAACAACGUCAUCCCGGUGAGCAUUUCAUGUGUAGUGAAUCUGCUUGAGGCGGCGAUGAAGGAGCCUUCCGUCCGCGAAUUCGUGAUCACGAGUUCGCUGGUCUCUGCUACGCUGCCUGUGCCGGGAAAUACUACCAGAGUGGAGAGAGACACGUGGAACGAGAUGGUUUUGGAGAUGGCGUGGGCGCCGCCGCCUUAUGAAGCUGAGAGGGGUGGGAUUGUGUACGCAGCGAGCAAAGUCGCUACAGAGAAAGCUUUCUGGGACUUCGUCGAAAAGAGGAAACCGCACUUCACGGCCAACGCGAUUCUCCCUCCCAUGAUCCUGGGCGAGCCGCUGCACAAAUCCCACGCCGAGGUCAAGGCGGCGUACAUCCGCCAGCUGAUGACGGGCGACACUGCUUUCCUGGAGACGAUGCCAGCAACUGUCGCCGUCGACGUCAAAGACCUCGCCCUCCUCCAUAUCGCGGCCAUUCUCGACCCCUCUAUUCGCAACGUGCGCUUCAACACCUGGGCACACUUUUGCAACUACAACGACAUGCUGCCCAUCAUGCGGGCCCAGCUUCCGGAGCGCAGGUUUAUUGAUGAUAUGCCUGGUCUGACGAAGCUGAGUUUGACAACGGAUACAGAGCAGCAGGUGGAGCUGUUGAAGAAGUGGGGCACGAAUGGGGGAUGGGUGAAUUUGAAGCAGACGGUGGAGGAGAAUUUGAUGCCAUUGGCGGAGUGGGGAUAUUGACGGUGGAAUAGAUGAAGAGACGAU
This is a messenger RNA of Paraphaeosphaeria sporulosa, 760 nucleotides long. RefSeq lists its product as uncharacterized. Gene Ontology annotation, molecular function: oxidoreductase activity, acting on the CH-OH group of donors, NAD or NADP as acceptor. Bases 59 to 736 code for a protein of 225 amino acids. The record is from RefSeq and is a predicted model, not a curated record. NCBI's taxonomy places the organism in Eukaryota, Fungi, Ascomycota, Dothideomycetes, Pleosporales, Didymosphaeriaceae. The transcript has 3 exons.